Scatophagus argus is the source of this 2133-nucleotide messenger RNA. RefSeq names its product rhodopsin. The coding region runs from base 728 to 1870 and encodes 380 amino acids. Gene Ontology annotation, molecular function: G protein-coupled receptor activity; peptide binding. NCBI's taxonomy places the organism in Eukaryota, Metazoa, Chordata, Actinopteri, Scatophagidae. The record is from RefSeq and is a predicted model, not a curated record. The transcript has a single exon. Gene Ontology annotation, biological process: G protein-coupled receptor signaling pathway. Gene Ontology annotation, cellular component: membrane.
CAUUUUUUGAUGGAUUACCAAGAUUUAUAAAGUAUUAAAGAUCUUAUUAACCGAAAAUAACGCUCUUAGUUACAACUGUAUUACCUUUCAGAAAGUAUCAGAAGCCCUGCUGGCAUUAGAUCAAAACUAAAUACAAAAACUUGUGCUACGGUUUAGUCAGUGUUCGUUUCUAAACCUUAAAAAACGUGUGACAAACCACACGAUUUCUCCUGCCACCAAAGUGCGACAUCAAGUGCCGCUGCAGAGAGAAAUAACGAAGCACUCACUUUGCAGCUGUGAGUGGACAGGUUGAUUUCUAACACAUGAGAACUGACAGCCACCAGCAUGUGGGAAUUUAAACAAGAAUCUAAUGGCUUCAGCAGAACCACUCGUGUUCCACUCAGUCUCUCUUGUAAGAUAUCGCAAAGAAGUAUGAGCCAAAGCUGAACCAAAGCUCAGAAAAAAGAAAUGACUAACAUUUUGUGUCUAAAUUAUCAGAAGUCUCAGAGUUUUGCUCAGUGUUCAGAUUCUGCUGUUUGUUCUCCGGUCAGACCAGGGGAAGCUCAUUGGGAGGGCCUGUUGGGAGAAAAGUACACCUCAGUCUCACUGGGACUACAUGAUGAAGGCUUCUUUAUGGAAAAACUAAAAGGUACAGUGGGACAGGGUUGGGCUUCUUACCCUCUAUAAAUGUCUGAGGACCACAGUCGCCCGUGUUACAAGCUUUGUUGCCACCUGCUCUUGUGAAACGAUGGAUGCAGAAUGGUUGAUUGAAUCCAUCAUCAGGGCACUCAUGUUUCUUGCGGGGAUCCUGGGAAACAAUUGGCUGGCCAUACGCUCCCUGCCCACAAAGAAAUCUGGCAUCCGCACCAAUGAAGUCCUUUUCGUCAACCUGGCUGUGUCCAACCUCAUCACCAACUGCCUGGUGGACCUUCCCGACACCAUGGCAGAUUUUGCUGGACACUGGUUCCUGGGGGAAUCCUUCUGUGGCCUGUUUCGCUUUUGUGCUGACCUCUCAGAGACCAGCAGCAUCUUCACGACCUUCUUCAUCAGCGUUUUCUGGUACCAGAAACUCGUCGGCUCCCUGAAACGGGGAGGUGCGCCAGUGCGGCUGGACAGCCUGUGCUUGGUGGGCUGCCUGCUGGCUGGGAGCUGGACGGUGGCUGUGGUCUUCAGCAUCCCACACUUUUUCUUUGUCAAAGUGGAGAUAUCAAAUGACAGCGCAAAAGACUGCAUAGACGUAUUUCCCAACGCAUUUGCCAGGAAAACCUAUGAGAUCAUUUAUUUAACGCUGGCUAAUGCACUCCCAGUUGCUGGGAUUGUAUUUGCCAGUGUUCAGAUUGUCAUUACCCUGCUCCAAAACCAGCGACGCAUACGUGGUCACAAUUCUAAUCCUACCAAGGAGACGGUUAAGAAGGAAAACAACAACACCGAAAACAGAAAUGAUGCAAAGUCAGGCACUGCUGUUUCUGGUCCAGACCCUUCAAAAGAUCUCAAAGAUUGUGCACCUGCAGUUUAUACAGGUGUGUCUGCUUCUUCUUGUCUAAACGGAGAGCUGCCAGGUGACAGCUGCAACAGCCCUUCCUUCAACAUGGAAACAAACACUGACAGCAGAAGUGGAGCUCCACCAGAUCUUUCAAGGCCCAGCCAGAUGACAGCUAAGCCCAGUUCGAGCUCAAGCUCUCAGGUGAGGGCUGCCAAGAGCGUGGUGGCUGUAGCCAGCGUGUUCCUGGUUUGUUGGCUGACUCAUCUGCUUUUGCGCAUCACCAACAACAUCCACACCUCAUCAAUAGUGGUGGAGGUGGCCAGCUAUAUUGCAGCCUCCUACACCUGCAUCAUCCCCUACAUAUUCCUGCAUGGAGUGAAAAAGCUUUCUUGCUCAUGCAAAAGAUAGGUCGAGUUUUUAUUCUUGGACUUAAUAUGUGGUUAUGUAAAUCUGGUUAUGUCUAAUCCUCACUGUGUGGUUUCUGUAAAUCUCAAGUGCUCUGAAAACAUUUGCUGUAUCUUACUCCAAAUUUUCAUCUUCAGUCAUUUUUUCCACUAACUUGUUCAACACUUUAUUUUUUAAUCUUUGUUCAUCUGCACGCGUUGCUCCUGCCAUCUAUCAGAUCUACAUCCAAAUCUGCCUGAACUGGCCCUUUGUAAAAUAAAAGCAUC